This is a messenger RNA of Pieris rapae (cabbage white), 1721 nucleotides long. RefSeq lists its product as uncharacterized. The transcript has a single exon. NCBI's taxonomy places the organism in Eukaryota, Metazoa, Arthropoda, Insecta, Lepidoptera, Pieridae. The record is from RefSeq and is a predicted model, not a curated record. The coding region runs from base 516 to 1265 and encodes 249 amino acids.
UAUUAUUAAUUCUGGCUAAUUGAAUCAAAAGUGGCACAAAAUUAAAGUUAAGUCCUAAAAGGAAAAUGAGUUUCUAUUUGUUGCACAUUUUUUAUGUAUGUUCAAAAUUUACUGAAAUUAGUUGAAAUUUAGCAAAAUAUUAACACCAGUUUAUAUAAAUUGUUAUUAACUUAAGGGUCAGUUUGUAGAAGGAUGCACCAAUUAAUAACUACAAGAUAAUCUUUAAUAUGUAGCGUAAUUAUUUUACAUUGUGUACAUUUAUAUGAAGAAAAAAAACAGUAUCAUGGGUAUAAUUAUCACACAACGCGUUAUUUUUUUCUAUUUGAUUACACUUCUACAAUACACGUUCCAAACAAGAUAAUCGAUGUAUCUAAUUUGUAAUGCCUACUCAUUUGAGAUUCACGUUGAAUAAUAGUAUUAUUUUACCAAUAAAAGCACACAUACAUACCGACACUAUAUAUGACCGAUCCUGUGUUUUAUUUCAACAGUUAAAACCAAACCUUUGAUUAAUUAACAUGAGUUUCCAAAACAAAGUAGUCAUUGUAACCGGCGCAAGCGCAGGUAUUGGGGCCGCUAUAGCGGUUGGAUUUUCUAAAGAAGGCGCAAGCGUUGUUUUAGUUGGGCGAAAUGAAGAGAAUCUAAAAAGAGUUGCUGGUGAUUGUAAAGCACCAGGUUCGAGGGCUCUCAUUCUCAAAGCGGACGUGUCGAAUGGUGCAGAUCUUGCAAAAAUAGUCCCUGAAACAAUCGAGAAGUUCGGUAAAUUAGAUGUACUGGUAAACAAUGCUGGUAUUCUAAGGAGGUGCAGCCUUGAAGCAGGAACGCUCGUUAAUGCGUUUGAAGAAAUUUUGGCUACGAAUCUGCGUCCCAUUGUAACGUUGACUGAAACGGCGACUCCAUACCUGAUAGCUAGUAAGGGUAAUGUGGUGAACAUAUCGAGCGUUGCAGCAACGAAGGUGUUAACGUCUGAAUACACGGCGUAUAGUAUGCUGAAGGCUGCAUUAAAUACCUUUAGUAAAGGCGCUGCGCUGGAACUCGGGAAGCAUGGUGUGCGUAUAAAUUCCGUUAGCCCGGGGCCGGUUAAGACUGAAAUUUUUGCAUUAGCUGGAAUCAAUCUUCCAUAUGAAGAAAUAGGUAUUCCGACCGCUUUGAACUGCUGGGGUGAACCAGAAGAUAUCGCUGAUUUGGUGUUGUUUAUAGCCAGUGAUAAAGCGAAGAGUGUCACCGGUUCUAACUAUAUAGCGGACAACGGCUGUUUGUUAUAUUGAAUUUUUAACGUUAUUAUAAAAAGUGUUAUUCUGUGCUGUCCGCCAUUGUUAAUUUCUGCGUAGUAAUUAAAAACUUUGUUUAAUUAAUUUUUGCAAUAAUUUGCUACAAUAAAUUUUAUUUGAAUUAUUCAAGGUUACGAGAACGUUAAUAGGUACUGUAUGGUUUUGACCUCCUUUUUGAAGUUUCUAUAAAACAGAUUUCGUUGUUAAUAUAAAGUUUUUUGUUGUAUGAAAAAAGCUCGCUGAAGAUUUAGAUUCGCUCUUACUUGACCUAAAUGAAAUCGGUAUUUGCCAGAAUUGGAUAUAAAUCGCACUGUAGACCCAUUUAUCGCGAAUAUUGUCGGAUAUUUAUUAGGCUAUAAAGGGCAUUAGGACAAUAUGCCAUUAGGCAUAAUGAGAAAAUGAAAGUAAGAUUUUCGUAGUACAGUGUAAUCCGGUAUUAUAUUCUCGUAUUAA